Messenger RNA from Argentina anserina (silverweed cinquefoil), 846 nucleotides. Its product is annotated as protein NETWORKED 3A-like. Gene Ontology annotation, molecular function: actin binding. NCBI's taxonomy places the organism in Eukaryota, Viridiplantae, Streptophyta, Magnoliopsida, Rosales, Rosaceae. The record is from RefSeq and is a predicted model, not a curated record. Bases 1 to 846 code for a protein of 281 amino acids. The transcript is spliced from 2 exons.
AUGGUGGAUUCAAAAGAGACGUCGGUCGUGAACAAAGAAGACAACGCUGCGGCUUUUUCAUGGUGGUGGGAUAGUCAUAAUCGUCCUCAUCAUUCUCAGUGGCUUCAAGCUACCCUCUCAGAUGUGGAUGAGAAGACUAAACUGAUGCUGAAUAUAAUCGAAGAAGAUGGAGAUACAUUUGCAAAGAGAGCAGAUAUGUUUUUUAAAAGAAAACCUGAGCUCAUAACUAGGCUGGAAGACUUCUACAAAUCGUACCGUUCACUAGCUGAAAACUACGAUCAACUAAGAUCUGAAGUGAUUCAAGCUGCUCACCUGAGAUCCUUCUCUACAUUGGACUCCAUCAAAGCACAAACUAUCCAAAAAUGCGAGAAGGAAAUCUCAGGAUACAUGAAAGUCAAGGCACUACCAAACAGUACCAUUGAAAAGGAAACCACAUCCAGCUCUGAUGAUGCUAUUGAGUACCUGCAUAAAAGGGUGGAUAAUAGGUUGGUGCUGGUGAGUAGCGAUCAACAGGACUCCUCAGCAGGCAGUGAUAAGGAUAUGAAGGCAGAAGAACUUGAUGGCAGCAUGGACGAGAAAAUAUGCAGUAUAGAGAAGGCGAAAAUAUGGGAGGAAAAGGUUUCAGAACUGAUAGAUGCAAACAGACAUCAGCAGGAGAAAUUAAUAUCGAAUAUUAAGGAUAAAAGUGAAACAAUUAAGAAGCUUAAUGAAGAGAACAGAAUUCUGAGAGCUCAGCUGCUGGCAAGAACAACCCAUACAAAGAACAACGAACUUCCAAAGUCCAAAUCCAAGUCCAAAGGGCCCUCGUUCAUCGGAAGGCUGACAGGAUGCACCAAGUCUCCUUAA